This is a messenger RNA of Cylicocyclus nassatus, 501 nucleotides long. Lineage: Eukaryota; Metazoa; Nematoda; Chromadorea; Rhabditida; Strongylidae. The record is from the annotation of a GenBank genome assembly.
AUGCACUGCUCUCGUUGUCAUACAUGUUACCGAAACGAUCUAUUUGACUUCUUUGUUUUCAGUGAGUGUUCGGAAUGGCUCCGCCAAAUCGAUGCCCACAUAUUGAAAGGGGCGGCAGGGAUCCGUACGUUGUCGAGGCAAGGAGGGGAACUUGGAUACAACAAUCUUCGAAUCGCCAGUAUUCCAUUGAAGAGAUGCUUUUUGUGUACUAAUGGCGGCCAUUCCAGCUUUGGAUUCUCCCACACUGGAAACUUCCGAGAUGAUUGGUCCAAAGAAGUUUUGCAUGACGAAUAGUCCGGAUGGCAGUUGAGUAGCAGGCUCGAUGCCUCACGGAGAGAACGGAGGAAUAACAUUCAAGGAUGAUGAAGUGGUCUGGGGCGCCCCUCUUUUGUAUAGUUCCCUGAUCAAUGCUUUUAUCAUUUCCCAUUUCGUGGGAAAUCUCUGUUUAUCACGGUUGUUUCCGUGCUUUAUCGCAGUUUGAUGUGAGAUGUGAUAAAGUUC